AUGGCCCACAUCCAGAAGGAUGACGCCGCCAGACAUGACGCCGAGCAGCAGGUGGACAUGAACGAGAAGACUAGCGUCCAAGUCGUGACAGAAAAGCAGCCUUCUUCUGAAGUCUCCAGCGGCCCUCCAUCAGACGGCCCUGCUCCCGUCCCGCUCUCGUGGAAGCUUGCCUCUGUCCUCCUCGUGACAUUGAUUUGCUUCGGAUCUAAGUGGAGCUCCGGCAUCACGGCGGCGAUGAAGACGACCAUGAAGAAGGAGCUGAAGAUCAACAACACUCAAUUCGCGCUGCUGGAAGCCAGCGAGGAUUUCAUGACUACCUGCCUGAUCCUUGUCAGCGGCCUUGUCACCGACCGCAUCGGAGGUGCCAGGGCUAUUUUGUACGGUAACGCGAUUUACUCCGUCGGUUCUAUCCUCGUGGCAGGCGCCGCGCAAUCCCGCUCGUACAAGUUCAUGAUUGUGGGAAGAAUCAUAUCUGCCCUCGGUGACAUCUCCACCCAGAUUGCCCAGUACAAGGUCUUCUCCUCUUGGUUUGCUCCCGGAAAUGGCUUUGCAUCUACUCUUGGUCUUGAGCUCGGCAUUGGUAAGAUUGGCGCGUUUGCCGGAAAGUCGUCAUCCAACAUCAUUGCUAAAAAGACUGGAAACUUCGCCUGGGUCUUUUGGGUCGCCGUCUUCAUGAACCUCUUCACCAACGUCAUGACCGGGGUCUUCUACUGGUUUACCAAGGUUGCUGACCGCAAGUAUGCCGGCGUCAACGACCCUGCUACCGGCGAGAAGCUGGCAGAGAAGAGCAAGAAACUCGAGAUCAAGAAGGUCCUUCAGAUGCCCUGGCCUUUUUGGUGUGUUCUUCUGUUCUCUCUGUUUGAGACUAGUGCCGCCGUUGUUUUCUCCCAGAAUGCCACCGAGCUCGCUGAGCAGAGGUUCAAGACGGACUCCAUCGCUGCUGGCUGGUACAGUUCUCUCUCGCAGUAUGCUGGAUUCUUCAUCGUUCCCAUUUUGGGAAUUUUCAUCGAUAUCUGUGGUCACCGUGUUAGCACCAUGGUAUUCUGCGGCACCGGUGUGUUCAUCGCUAUGCUUCUUGUUACAUUCUCGACUGGUAAAGAAGGCGCAGCCGCGUCUUUCGGCGUCUUCGCCUUCGCCUUAUCAUUUGGCCCUACAUCCAUCAUCGACAGUAUCCGCACCAGCAUGUGGGACAGCAACUACUUCGGAACUGCCUACGCACUGAAGAUUAUGAUGAACAAUUCUAUGAAUAUCAUCGUCCGUGUUAUCACUGGCAGAAUCCAAGAUGCAGACAACAACUCAUACGAUAGAGUCACGAUCGUGUACACUGUAUUGGCGGGCUGCUCUGUGGCAGUCUCUUUGGUGCUCAUUCUCCUCUCUUGGCGAUCUAUUGAUCUUCGACAGUUGCAAUGGGGCCGCAAGAAGCGCAUCACUCGUGGAGAUCUGAUCAACGAGAGGAAGGCUAGAUUCUGGGGGGAGAAAGGAGAGACGAACAAGAAGAUUUCCAUGUUCUGUUUCUCUCUUCUAUGCCUUCUGACGCUCGGAGGGUGGAUUGCCUACUUUUGGGGUGUGGCGACUGGAAAUAAUUAUUAG
Molecule: messenger RNA, 1590 nt
Organism: Clonostachys rhizophaga
Lineage: Eukaryota; Fungi; Ascomycota; Sordariomycetes; Hypocreales; Bionectriaceae
Source: the annotation of a GenBank genome assembly